Messenger RNA from Alternaria arbusti, 777 nucleotides. RefSeq lists its product as uncharacterized. Bases 1 to 777 code for a protein of 258 amino acids. The record is from RefSeq and is a predicted model, not a curated record. NCBI's taxonomy places the organism in Eukaryota, Fungi, Ascomycota, Dothideomycetes, Pleosporales, Pleosporaceae. The transcript has 2 exons.
AUGGCCACCUAUAGACAUAUCAAAGCCGAGCAUGAAGCAGGCCAUCGGACCAAAGGCGCAUUGGAGAACGCCAUUGACGGGAUGAGGAAGAAGAAGAUGGAUGCGAAGGAUUACAGUGACAGACUCCGAGAAGGCGAAAGGAAAGAGAAGGAGAAGAUGAAGACGGAUGCGAAGGAUCAUAGUCACAGAAUAAGGGAAGGCGCAAGGAGAGAGAGGGAGAAGAUACGAAAGAGUGAACCAGAGCGUGUCAGAUGGGCCGAACGGAAACCUGAAAAGACGCAGGGCGAUGAAUCGAAACAAAUGGCUGCUGAGAAGGAAGCACGGGAACGCCAUCGUCGCGAACAAGACCAGCGUCGUCGUGAACACGAGAAACGGCGACAAGAGGAAGACAAGAAGAAGAACCGUAGCUCGCCGAUUCCUGAGAUUCGUGUUCAGCCUCCUACGGCUAGUGGGACUCCCCGCCGUGAACAAGACGAGCUUCGUGAGAGACAAAGGCAAGAUGAGAAGCGAAAGCAAAUUGAGGAACAAAGGCAGGAGGAGAAGCACUGGCAGGAUGAGAAGCGCAAGCAGGAUGAGAAGCGAAGGCAAGCCGAGAAGCGAAGGCAAGCCGAGAAGCGAAGGCAAGAGGAAGACAGGAAGAAGAACCGUAGCUCGCCGGUUCCCACGGUUCUCAAAUCCGGUGGCUCGCAAUUCUCAGGCCCCUACUGCUCUGAAGUCUCCUCCUCCACCGGCUCCAAGACGGCCGAGCAGACCUAUCCGUUCCAAUACUCCUCCUAA